This is a messenger RNA of Chiloscyllium plagiosum (whitespotted bambooshark), 3619 nucleotides long. It is a transcript of the gene helb, whose product is annotated as helicase (DNA) B. Gene Ontology annotation, biological process: negative regulation of double-strand break repair via homologous recombination. NCBI's taxonomy places the organism in Eukaryota, Metazoa, Chordata, Chondrichthyes, Orectolobiformes, Hemiscylliidae. The record is from RefSeq and is a predicted model, not a curated record. Gene Ontology annotation, molecular function: single-stranded DNA helicase activity.
UUCUCCCGCAACUUCCUGUUUUUGUGUUAGUGGGUGGAGGGUGGGACCGAGUUGAGAUCGCUGUGAGCAGGCUGGAUCGGUCACAGGAUCUGCCGCAAUGUCCAGGCAGCGCGCGGCCUUGGGCAAGUCCCUUGUUGUAAAUGGAUACUUUUUGCCUUUAAAGAACGAUGUAGCGAAGGAAGGUUCAGAUACAGAGGACGAGGAUGAUGAUGACCCGCAGUUCCUGGACCUCCAAGACAUGAUGAGCGUGUCUGACGGCGCAGUUUCCGUCAGAACCUCUUCUGUUGCUCGGCGGUUCGUUAAAAUCAAUGACCUUGACUCCAACAGAACUUACAAGGUGUCUGGAAGGUUUCAUUUUACAGACCCAUGGUGGAAAGUGGCUGCAAAGAUCAAGUGCAUCCAGAAGAAAUGGUAUUUACAAUGUACAUCCUACAGUCUGAGGAGUCAUCUGGCAAAGCAAAGAAAGGAAAUUUUCAGCCUGUUCCUAACAGCAUGUAAAGUUCAUGAGCAACAUAAAAAACAAUUUAUUGAGACUUUGACAGAGGAUAGUAACCUUGAAUUUUCAAACCUGUUGAUGACCUUACAAAGGAUUGCAGAUAAGGAGGCAAUACAAGAACCAAACUUUGCAAAAAGCAUUAUUGCAGCCAUAAAUAGUUCAGUUGAAGGCCAAUAUGUGCAAUAUGCGUUAAAGUUCCACAACUUGAUGGAGAUCCUGCCCAAACUUCUGCCGAAGCAUUUCUUGGAAAUUUUAAUGCCGAAAGAGGAAAAUGGAAGAGUGCGCCGUGCAUGGCAUAUUCUGGAGGAGUUGGAACAUUUGAUUCAGACAGCAGUAUGGAAGCUAGGAUUCAGUCAAAUUCUUUCAAAGGAGCUACAACUGAUUGGUUGUGAGGCAUCCUUGUUGGCCUUUGAGGAAGCUGACCUAAUGAAGACAAUUCCAGAGUUACAAAGGCAUGCUUUGGUCAUUUAUGAUAAGCUGAAACAGACUUGCUGGAGUAAGGGGCACACCUACGUUCAAGUUGAUGAACUGACUGCAUUACGCUCAUCAGAGUUCAGUGUUCAAAGUGCAUGGGAAUCACUAAAAUUUUUAAAGGACUCCAAGAUAAUCAUAAUUGAAAAAAGGCGAGUGUACCUCAAGUGUUUUUAUAACUAUGAGAAAGAAAUUGCAUCUUGUAUAAAGGAACUUGUGAAUAAACCUCCUUGGCACAUUUCUCUAUCUGAAGCUUUGACAAAAGCCAGUACUGCAGAACAAAUGGAAACACUACCUGAAAACACAGAGCACAUUGAAGAAGUUAAAUUGGAUUCUUAUCAAUUGAAAGCUGCUAUCAUGAUGUGUGAAAAUCCUGUUACAGUCAUCAGUGGUAAAGGUGGCUGUGGAAAGACCACACUUGUCAGCCACAUCUUCAGCACGGUAGUUAAAAAUAUGGAGAGUGCAGAUAAUGAGGAACUAUUGCAAGCAUGUCGAGAUCUUGAGCAGGAUGAAUGGGCUCCUGAAAGUUGGGAUAUUCCAGUGGGCAAAACUCCCAAUGGUGACUCUGUUGACAAAGUUGAUGUCAGAAAGGUAUCUGUGCUGUUCACUGCACCAACUGGAAAGGCAGCAUCUCUUUUAAAGAAAAAAACUGGGUUUAAUGCUUAUACUUUACACCAGGUGAUGUGGAAUUUCUGGGCUACAGAGAAAUCAAUUGCAUCCGGGAAACCUCAUGAUUGGAUGUUUUCUGAUGUCCAGGUACUGAUUGUUGAUGAGGGAAGUUUGGUCUCCGUGCGUAUCCUAAGUACUGUUUUAAAGUUGCUAAUGCAGCAUGCCAAUCUCAAAAAACUUAUAAUCCUUGGUGAUGUUAGACAGUUACCAAGCAUCGAGCCAGGCAACAUGUUAAGUGAUGUUUUUUCCAGUUUGUACCGCAUUAGAUGGAGCAUUGAACUACCAACCAAUCAUCGUGCAGAGAGCCAGCUGAUCAUAGAUAAUGCUGCUAAGAUUGCUGAGAUGGGUUUGAAGUCUACAUAUAAGGAGUUGCAAUAUGACGCAGUGAUGCACAUAUCAAAGUCCAUAGAUGUCAUCAUUCCAACACCUGAUAAAAAAUUCAUUCUUGUUUCUCUACCCUCCAUACAUAAUUCCACCGGGGCAGAUCUUCAAAAAGCUAUUGAAUGUUUACUAAACUCAAAAGCCCCAGGACUAGACGAUGACGAGACUUCACAGUUCAUUGCGUUUAGACGGGUGGAUUGUGAAUUAAUUAAUGAACUUUGCUGCAAGCAAUAUGCAGGCCAUUCGAUUAGAAAUCAUAAAAACAAGAUUGAUUUCCAAGUUGGGGACAAAGUGUGCUGUUCAAAGAAUGGAUAUGUCAGAGACUUUACACAACAAUCAGAGGCGCAGACAAAGUCAGAAUCAAAAGAAGAGAAACGAGUUCGUCUUUGUAAUGGAGAAAUCUUUUUUAUCGCUGAGUAUAAAAUUGAACAAGUCAAGAACCAAAGCUUUCAUUAUUUGCUACUGGAUGAUAAGGAUAGUCGGCAAAUAUUAGUGAACUAUAAAAGUGUAAUGAAAGAGUGCAGAUUGCAACAUGCUUGGGCCAAAACAAUCCAUACUUUUCAGGGUUCUGAAGCUGCCACAGUUGUGUAUGUUGUAGGAUCAGCAGGAAGACAGAACUGGCAGCACAUCUAUACUGCAGUCACACGAGGGCGCCAGCGUGUCUAUGUUGUUACUGCUGAGGACGACUUUAUUAAAGCAGUGACGGCCAAAAGCCCUCACAGAAACACCCGACUGCGUGAAUUGCUGCAAGAGAAAAUACGAGAAAUGGAAUCCACUUCAAAAACUGCAGGAUUACUGACCAAGCAGGAACCAUGUAGCGUGCUUUUGAGAGUGCCUUCCACACCUGAAGUAGCGGCCUCAGCACAGUUCGAUUCACUAAUGCCUUCUGUCCAAGUAGUGGAUGACUCUGUGUUCUGCACAGCCAAUGAAAGAAGAAAGGACAAUGGCAAAAUGGAUCCUCAGGAAGGUGACUCCUUCUCAGCGGAUCUGGCAUUUGCACAAGAUUACAGUUGGUCACCUCAAAGUCUGGAGUUUGAAAACAGGGACUGUGAGGUGCUGAAAAGUACAACAGCUGUGCACAGCAGCUCUCUUCAAACUAGUGGUGGAACCACAAGUGAUAUUCCAGUCACAAUGACUGGAGAGGAGGUCGCAAGUUCUAAUAAAGUUUCAACACCUUGGUCUUGUGGCAGUAAGAGAAUUGGUAAUACUGUGGAAGAUGAGAAAUCACCACAAAAAUGCUCGAAGAUAUCCUUGGUGGAAUCACCUCUUGCCUGUAAGAUGUUUAGGCAGCUGGCACUUGACUACUCACCCCCAAGACACAACUUGAAAGUAAAGCAGCUUUUCAAAGAAGAAAAUUGAAAUGAGAUGAUGCCAAACCCCCCAAAAAAAGAGGAAAUGUGCAAUAAGUUAAAGGAGUAGCAUGCUUUCAUGGAGGAGAUUUAAUGUUGUGAAGAAGUUGGAGGUUCUAACAAUAGUAUUUUUAAACUGGUUUUAGGAGAACAAUUUGCACUGACUUGUAAGAUUAACUUGUUUAAAAAUGUGAUCUGAUUCUGUUUCGUCAAUUACCACCAAUUACCAUGAAUAAAAAUAAUGUUUAAAAAG